Molecule: messenger RNA, 984 nt
Organism: Sipha flava (yellow sugarcane aphid)
Lineage: Eukaryota; Metazoa; Arthropoda; Insecta; Hemiptera; Aphididae
Product: mitochondrial 2-oxoglutarate/malate carrier protein-like
Exons: 5
Coding region: 1-924 (307 amino acids)
Biological process (GO): succinate transmembrane transport; malate transmembrane transport; oxaloacetate transport
Molecular function (GO): oxaloacetate transmembrane transporter activity; sulfate transmembrane transporter activity; malate transmembrane transporter activity
Source: RefSeq, a predicted model, not a curated record
AUGAGCGAUUCAGUUCAGAUUCCGUCUUUGGUCAAGUUCUUCAACGGCGGACUGGCUGCGACUGCGGCCACAGUCGUUGUACAUCCUUUGGAUGUACUAAAAAACCGUAUGCAGAUGGCUGGACGCGAUGUUACUGCCACUGAAAAACAAAAGUCCAUGGGUGGUAUUGUACGAUCUAUGCUCAAGGAAAAAGGGGUGACAGCCUUUUAUCCUGGACUCUCCGCUGGCAUCCUCAGACAAGCUACAUAUUCGACAACACGAUUGGGGAUGUACAAUUCAUUAUUUACAAUCAUGUCUGGGGAAGACAACAAACCUCCUAGUUUGGUGGUUAAAUUGGGCUUGGCUAUGGUAUCAGGAAUUACAGGUGCUGCUGUUGGUACUCCAGCUGAAGUAGCUCUUAUACGAAUGACAUCUGAUGCACAAUUACCUUUAUCUGAAAGACGUGGUUAUACUAGUGUUAUUAACGCAUUGGCUAGAAUUGCAAAGGAAGAAGGUAUUGCUACAUGGUGGAGAGGAUGCAUUGCUACUAUGGGAAGGGCAGCUGUAGUUAAUAUGGCUCAGCUUGCUUCAUAUUCUCAAGCUAAAGAAUUAUAUCUAAAGAGCGGAUAUUUUGAAGAAAACAUAGUAUUGCAUUUUGCUUCAUCAAUGACUUCUGGUGCCAUUACAACUGUUGCAUCAUUACCAGUAGAUAUAGCCAAAACUAGAAUACAAAGCAUGAAAAUAAUUGAUGGAGUUCCAGAAUAUUCUGGUACAAUAAAUGCUAUGGUAAAAGUAGCGAAGAAUGAAGGUUUCUUUAAUUUGUGGAAGGGAAUAGUGCCAUAUUUUGCUAGAAUUGGACCUCAUACAGUUCUAACAUUCAUAGCGUUAGAAAAAUUUAAUGAGGCAUAUAAACUUGCAGUGUUUGAACGCCAGUCAAAAAAAUAAAUUACAAUUUUGAUAGUUAUUAACUAAAAAUAAUUUAUGUGCUAAUAUUUAAAAUUAUUA